Stegostoma tigrinum is the source of this 2925-nucleotide messenger RNA. Its product is annotated as metalloreductase STEAP1-like. The record is from RefSeq and is a predicted model, not a curated record. Bases 287 to 1345 code for a protein of 352 amino acids. NCBI's taxonomy places the organism in Eukaryota, Metazoa, Chordata, Chondrichthyes, Orectolobiformes, Stegostomatidae. Gene Ontology annotation, cellular component: endosome; plasma membrane. The transcript has 5 exons.
GCUGGAGGGUGGUGUUAGUAGAAUGUGAGUGGCGGGCGUGCGGAUGAACGAGUUGCAGACCGGGCAGCGGGCACAGCACAUAAUCCAGGAGGUCAGGAAGUAGACUUCUGUCUAGGUGCCGAGCACCUAGGUUACUUUCCCUAUCUCGGAAACUCGUUGAUUCGGGCUGAUAACAGUUUUGAAGUCCGAGGCAGUAACUUCAGAGCGAGGUGACCUUCAUUGAAUGCUUCCCUGGUCCAUUCUGCUAACUUUGGCCGUACAAAGACGGUGUAAACAGUAACUCCUCAUGGAUGUCGAGAGUGCCCCUCCCACACAUAAUAGUAAUGAAACGCGGAGAAUGGAAUUAACAUCAAUAGAAGUAAAUAACACGCAGACGAAUUCCAGGAGAUCAACAAGAAACUCAACAUGGCCGAAACAUCCCCCUUUUGAUGACUUUGAAUAUCCUUCACAAUUUGAUAGCCAACUGGAGUUUUUCCCACUUUGGCGAUUUCCUGUAAAGCUAGCUGGGGGAUUGUCCAUUGUUGUUUUUAUAUAUACUUUACUGAGAGAUAUCAUUCACCCCUAUUUAACUGAAAGCAAAAAUGUAUCCUACAAAAUUCCCAUUUUGGUCAUGAACAAAAUGCUUCCAGUAGUUGCCAUUAUACUUUUGGCUUCAGUGUAUUUACCAGGAAUUUUGGCAGCCAUUUUUCAGCUCUAUUUUGGUACCAAAUAUCGACGUUUUCCUCAGUGGCUGGCUCGUUGGAUGUUGGUACGGAAACAACUGGGACUCCUCAGCUUCUUCUAUGCUGUGCUGCAUGCAUUCUUCAGCCUUUGCUAUCCUAUGAGAAGAUCAUACAGAUACAAACUACUCAACUGGGCAUAUCAACAGGUGAAACAAAACAAAGAAGAUGCUUGGAUUGAGGAUGAUGUCUGGAGAAUGGAAAUUUAUGUCUCUCUAGGAAUUUUGGGUCUUGCAAUUCUUGCUAUUUUGGCUGUGACUUCAGUUCCUUCCAUCAGCAAUUCAUUAAAUUGGAGAGAAUUCCAGUGUAUCCAGUCAAAGAUGGGAUAUGGUGCAUUAUUCCUGUGCACUUUUCAUGCUCUGGUAUAUGCCUGGAGAAAGUGGGUGGAGCUCAAGUACUUCGUCUGGUAUACACCUCCAACAUUUAUUAUUGCAGUUUUUCUACCCAUUAUAGUUUUGCUUUGCAAAACAGUAUUACUGUUCCCCUGUCUUGCAAGAAGGUUAGGUAGAAUCCGACGAGGAUGGGAAUGGAAAUCAAGAUAUAACAUGGAAUCUAAUCUUAAUAUUGAUGCCAUGGACGAUCAGGCUACUGCUGAAAGAUUAACCAGUAUAGCAGAAGAUCACUAAUAACCUCAGUGCAAAGAACAAAUCUUGCAAUUGGAUAUUAUGAUACAUGUACAGUAAGUGUUUGUCUUUGUGGACAGCAAAGAAGUCCCUGCAUUCUGGACUGGUUUCUUCUUGUUAAACAUUUCCUAAUGGAUCAUUUAAAGGUAGAAAGCUUUUGUUCCGGUAUGAUGAAAGAACAAUAAUACAAAAGGAAACUUGUUUCCUUUCCUUUCAAAAUUUGAGAAAACUAACCAAUUAUUUUAAAAUAUUUAGUCAGCACACAUGCUGAUCAAUGAAAUGUUACAAAUUUUAGCAUUGUCCUUUACAUAUCCAAAUAAGAAAUAUCCUGUUUUACUGGCCAAUAUUGAAACUUUGCAUGUGAUUGAUCAUGAAAUAGAAUAAUUCCCAAGGAAAACACCAGAAAAUAAAUGAUUUCUUUGGAGAUUUUAGUCACUUCACAUAUGGACCCAUAAACAAAAUGAGAUAUUUUGGGGGCUUAAAAAGCUCUGCUCUAUCUAUCAAAGCUACCGUGUUGAGACAUAGUGAUCAUACGUUUAACAUUUUCUUCUUCUAAACUGCCUUUGACAAAAAAAUUGUCCUGAACAUAGUGUUCCAUAUUCAUUUUCUUUCCUGACAUUGUCAAUCAAUAUGUGGUAUUCAAGUUCACUUGUAUUUUAUAGUUGUGCAGCAUCAAAGGGAAUGUUGUGCAACUGGCUAUUCAAAAAGACUUUUUACUGAGCAAUUUCAGUGUGUUUUUUUUUCUAUUUUAAGUUAGCAGAAGUUGAACAAGACUGAUUCAUGGCAUUUAUCAGAUAUACACAGCAUUAAAUUAAACAAAGAACUACAGAUGCUGGAUAGCUGAAACAAAAACAGAAAUUGCUGACAAAACGUAGCUGAUCUGACAGCAUCUCUAGUUAGAAAGCACAGCUAACUUGUCCUUCACAUCCAUCUGGAAGAACAAGUUAUAAAGAGUCACCUGACUCAAAACAUUAACUGUGCUUUCUCCCCAUAGAUGUUGCCAGACCUGCAGAGUUUCACCAGCAGUUUGUUUUUGUACAUAGCCUUAAAUACCACUGUACUAGCAUCUGGUCCUUUAAGUUGACCUUGAUGUGGAAUUCCAACUGGGUGGUAAUUGUCGACAAAAUAGCUAUUUUUUAAAUUGUCCUUGCAUUUAUUGACUUAAUUGAUAAUGGUAAAAGACACUAAAUCAUCUCCAAAUAAAAUAAUAAAAACAUUUCAUCAUUUGUUGAAAUGGCUGCAACAAACAAAUUGGGUUUAUUAUUUAAACUAUUGACUGUGCAUUCUGUAUUAAAUGUUUCUCUCAAUGAUUAUAUUUACUUGUAAAAUGGGCAAGAGUCUGCAUACAUAAUAUAUUUAUUUUUGUAUCAUUUACUCUAAGCUUACAUGCUUUUUAACUGUAAAAGUACAUUGUAUGAUACUCCUGUAGAAUAGGUAGUUACUAGAUUAAUGAUCUAGAGAGGCAAGUUCAAAAUGCACAAUGAAUUCAGUUAAUUAAACACCUGUGGAGUAUGCAACUAUUUGACUGUCCUUCAGAAACUAACAGCUUUACUUUUUUAAAGAAAAUAAAUCUGUCAUCUUUA